AAGUACAAGCUUUUUAAUUAAAAGAGUCAGCUCAGGAGUAUUUUAGCAGCACUCCAGAUCCCUGUUCGUGUGUCCCCCCAGCAAUAAACACAUGGUGAAAAAUGAGCUGGGCAGUGAACAGGAUUUAGCACUUGGAGGGAACCCAAGACAGAGCAUGAGAAAGAGCGGUCACACAAGGCAGCCCUUACUGCCCAUUCUCCCCUCAGCCCAGUUUAAGCUGCAGAAGAUGCAUUUUCCACUUAACUGGCGUCGGGCCGGAGAAGGAUCCCAGAAAUAUCUCCUAGGCGAAGGCCUUCACCUUUCCUCACGGGCUGUUCCGCGGGCACGAGCAGCGCUGCCGGUGCCGGCCCGGACCCAGAGCGCCGCCCGCACGCACCGCCCCGGCCGCCAGGGGGCGGGCGAGGCCGCGCCAGGGGCGCUGGAAGCGUCACGGCCCUGGGAAGCGGGAGGAAGGCUGGGCGGGAAUAUCCCUUUGGAAUGCUUUACGGGGAUGGGGCCUGUGAAAACCUGGGUCAGUGCUCAUGGACCCACCCGUGACCGAGCAACCUGCCUGCCCUGGGACAGCCCUCUGCAGUUACCAGUACUUUUGACUCCGAGGAAUGCGAGGCCUGUCGGCACGAAGCAGGUGUGGCUCAGAGCAAACUCACAAAAAAACUCCAGAAGCUCAGUCCUCAGUUCUAGCCAUCUAUGUUCAAGAGAAUACCUGGGGAAAACAGUUGGUUUCCAGCCACCAAUGAACUCUCCUGAUUCCUGUGUCUGUGGAAGUGUUGCUCAGCCUCAGGACUCUUCUAAUCCAAGCUGA
Messenger RNA from Pipra filicauda (Wire-tailed manakin), 802 nucleotides. RefSeq lists its product as uncharacterized. NCBI's taxonomy places the organism in Eukaryota, Metazoa, Chordata, Aves, Passeriformes, Pipridae. Bases 92 to 802 code for a protein of 236 amino acids. The record is from RefSeq and is a predicted model, not a curated record. The transcript is spliced from 4 exons.